This is a messenger RNA of Colletes gigas, 1761 nucleotides long. Its product is annotated as protein cortex. The record is from RefSeq and is a predicted model, not a curated record. Gene Ontology annotation, cellular component: anaphase-promoting complex. NCBI's taxonomy places the organism in Eukaryota, Metazoa, Arthropoda, Insecta, Hymenoptera, Colletidae. The coding region runs from base 53 to 1642 and encodes 529 amino acids. Gene Ontology annotation, biological process: anaphase-promoting complex-dependent catabolic process; positive regulation of ubiquitin protein ligase activity; positive regulation of anaphase-promoting complex-dependent catabolic process. Gene Ontology annotation, molecular function: protein binding; ubiquitin ligase activator activity; anaphase-promoting complex binding. The transcript has 8 exons.
AUUGUGUAAGUACGAAUAAAAGUGCAGAAAUCAAAAUUCGAGACUGUACAAAAUGCGAAGGGCUCGAUUGCGAUUUGAUAAUGAAGACAAUCGAGAUGAAAACAUCUAUACGACACCGUUACGCAGAAGCACCGUCAGGAUACCAAGGCUGCGAUUGGCGGAUGUGAACCUCGAACUGAAAGACGCAAAGUUACCAGCCGCCACUUACCAUCCCGUCUUUACGCGUAUUGCCAGGAAAAAGAAUUACUCGGAAGACAGAUUCAUAGUGCAAAGAGGCAAAUACAACUUCGAUGCGGCGAACUACAAUCUUACGAAAAAGCGUCCACACGAUCCAGAAAAGGAGCACGAGCUCAAUGUGUUUGACCAGAUGGAUUCUCUGUCAGAAAAAUGGCGAAAGAAUAACAUGCACCGAUUAAUGGUGAAGGAAAACGUUAUACCAGGUCUGAGACAGAAAGGAGUGAUGCGUGGCAACCAAGUAUCUCCGGAAAACAAGUUAAACGGAAACUUGACAGGCCUACCUAAAGACCUGUGGAACGAGGAAUGCAUCGCAGACGGAAUGUGGAAAGCAAAGCCACGAAAGAGGCCUGGAAUACACGUUAUAGACUCCAUAUUAGAUGUAUCUGGAUUGGCGAGAACGCUACAAUCUAAUUACAAUUUUAUGGAUUGGAGCUCGAAAGACGUGAUCGCGACGGCUGCUAGGAACUCGAUAGUUCUCCUCUACACAUCCGAAGGGACGAAAUAUCUGGAAAACGUGAAAUCGAGCAAUCUCUGCGCACUGAAAUGGAGUAACGAUGGUGACAAGCUAGCCAUAUGCACGCUGACGUCUUCCACAAAAGUGUUCUGCUUACGGACGAAAAAGAUAACAUGGAGCAAGAAGUGUUUCUGCGUGAACGAAUUGAACACACAGUGUUACGCCCGUUGUGUCUGCUGGUCGAAAAACGACCAACACGUUGUCGUAGGCUGUAAUGGCCUGAUCUCGAUAUAUUUGGCGACAAGUGGCGAGCUUGUCAACUCGACAAUCGCGCACACCGCGCCAAUAUUGAAGCUUAGCUUUUCGAGCAACUAUCGAUACCUCGUGUCGUCCGCUAUGGACUCGACCGUUCGCCUUAUUGUUUGGCCAGACGUGAUAGCGUGUUUCGACCUAACGUAUUACGAACCAGUAAAAGCAAUGGUCUGGCACCCGCACGAAAACGACUUAUUAUGCAUAGGUGGUGGUUUGGGCGACGCUUCGCUGUCACUGUGGAACGUGAACAAGUUGGAUUGUCAGAGUUAUCGUGUCGUUGAAUUUUACGGCGCGGUGGAGAACUUGGCUUGGAAUAAGCUCAGCAGCGAACUGGUCGUUCAAUGGUCGUACUGGGAAGAACAUAAACAAUAUACCAUCAUGCCGGUUCUCGCGAGCCUUGAUCGCUUUGUGGAUGCGGUGCCGGUGGAAAAGGAUUUGCCAAUCAAGUCCAUCAUGUGGAACUCCGACCACACGCAAUUAGCGACUUAUAAUAAUGAGUUUUUUUCGACUUGGAAUUUCUUCGGUGACCAAUUUCAACAUCAGCGAAAAAAGCGUCAAAAGCAACGCGACUAUAGGGAAGUAAAUGAGAAAUCAAAAAAUAGUGAAUCCAAAGGAUUCAAUUACUUUACCAUACGAUAGGACCAUUGUUCAUGAACAACGAAUUUAAUUCAUCUAUUUUAUUUAUAUUUGCACUUUACGUAGACAUAUUUCGGAUCGAUAUUUGUACCUUUUGGUGUUUAUUUAUUUUAUUAUAAUUU